Molecule: messenger RNA, 894 nt
Organism: Trichomonas vaginalis G3
Lineage: Eukaryota; Parabasalia; Trichomonadida; Trichomonadidae
Product: spectrin binding
Exons: 1
Coding region: 1-894 (297 amino acids)
Molecular function (GO): protein binding
Source: RefSeq, a predicted model, not a curated record
AUGAAUAAUGACCUAGAAAAAUUCAUCAUAUUCACUGAAAGAGAUGAAAUUGAUCAAAAUCAAAAACUUAAAUGCGAUUUAUAUCCAUACUCUUAUGAAGGAUAUUCAUUACUUGAAUUAUGUUGUUACCAUGGAGCAGUUGAUUGUUUCAAGUUUUUAAGAACAAAAUUUAGCUCAGAAAUAACUCAAAGAUGUCUUGAAUUUUCAUUUUUAGGCGGAAAUCCAGAUAUCAUGAGUGAAUGUUUGAAAUAUCAAGAACCAGAUGAAGAAAGCAUGCAUUAUGCAAUUAUUUCACACAAUAUUGAUUUUGUUACAUUCUUGAUGAAUGAGUUCAAUAUAGAAAUAGAUUUGAAUUAUUGUGCAUUGUAUAAUAAUCUUGAAUCAUUUUUAGUUUAUUUUGAUCAAACUAAUGCAAUUAACAAAUGCAUUAUUUAUUCAGUGAUGUUUAAUAUUCCAUCCCUUUUAGAAUAUUUCCUAUCAAUUGGUGCAAAUAUCAAUGAAAAAGAUAUUAAUGGACAGACAGCUCUUCAUAUUGCAGCAGAAAAUAAUAGUAUAGAAACUGUCGAACUUCUUAUUUCACAUGGUGCAAGUAUCUAUGAAAAAGAUAAUUAUGGAAAGACUGCACUUCAUGUUGCAGCAAUGCACAAUAAUAAAGAAACUGCUGAAUUUCUUAUUUCACAUGGCGCAAAUAUCAAUGAAAAAAAUGAAAAUGGAAAAACCGCUCUUCAUUAUGCAGCAAUGAACUAUAGUGAAGAAACUGCCGAAGUUCUUAUUUUACAUGGUGCGAAUAUCAAUGAAAAAGAUAAUGAUGGGGAAACCGCACUUCAAAUUGCUGCAACUUAUAAUAGAAUAGAAACAGCUGAACUUCUUAUUUCACAUGGUGGUAACGAAUAA